Messenger RNA from Lactuca sativa (garden lettuce), 879 nucleotides. Its product is annotated as MDIS1-interacting receptor like kinase 2. Lineage: Eukaryota; Viridiplantae; Streptophyta; Magnoliopsida; Asterales; Asteraceae. Gene Ontology annotation, molecular function: protein kinase activity; ATP binding. The record is from RefSeq and is a predicted model, not a curated record. Gene Ontology annotation, biological process: protein phosphorylation.
AUGGCUAAGCUACAACCUGACAAUGUGGUUGCUGUCAAGAAACUUCAUUCAUCAUCCGAGAAUGUUGAUCAUAGUGGUUUCCUUAAUGAGGUACGGGCACUAACGAACAUAAGGCACCGAAACAUAGUGAAACUCUAUGGGUAUUGCUCCCAUGCCCGCAACUCAAUUUUGAUUUAUGAAUACCAUGAAAAUGGCAGCCUUGGAUCUAUUUUAAAAAGCGAUGUAUUAGCAAAAGAAUUGGAUUGGUUAACAAGGGUCAAUAUUGUAAAGGGCGUUGCUAAUGGUUUGGCUUAUAUGCAUCACGAUUGUUCACCGCCUAUACUGCAUAAAGACAUUUCCAUAUCCAACAUCCUUCUUGAUUCUGAUUAUGAGGCACGCAUUUCUGAUUUUGGCACAUCCAAGCUUUUAAAGCUAGACUCAUCAAACUGGACCGCAGUAGCAGGAACCUAUGGUUAUAUCGCUCCAGAACUUGCUUAUACGAUGGUGGCAAAUGAGAAAUGUGAUGUGUAUAGCUUUGGAGUUGUUGCACUAGAAGUGGUCAUGGAAAAGCAUCCUGGAGAACUCAUAACAUCCUUACCAACAUUAUCUGAUGAUCAUCUGGUGUUAGCAAAUGUGGGAGACAGCCGGAUACCACCUCCCUCAUCCCAAGUUGAGAAAGAAGUUAUGUUAUCAGUUUCACAACCCUAUGACACCACCACCCUUUCCCCAUCUUUCUCUAAAAACCAUCGUCUACAACUAUCAUCAUCUUGGCUGCCAGCCAAUGCCGCCAUCAUCUACAUCAUCGACUCUUCAUGCUAUGCGAUCCAUCCUAAACCACCCACAGUGAAAGAUGACAGGAGCACGGGAGGAGAACACUUUGGAAACGGAAAUAAGAAUUGA